GCAUUGUACAAAAGAGGGACACCGAGAAGAUGUACGCCAUGAAGUACAUGAACAAACAGCAGUGCAUAGAGAGAGAUGAGGUCCGAAACGUCUUUAGAGAGCUUGAGAUCCUACAGGAAAUUGAACAUGUUUUUUUAGUAAAUCUCUGGUACUCGUUCCAGGACGAGGAGGAUAUGUUCAUGGUCGUGGACCUCCUGCUGGGAGGAGACCUCCGCUACCACCUGCAGCAGAACGUCCAGUUCAGCGAGGACGCAGUCAGACUCUACCUCUGUGAGAUGACGCUGGCGCUGGACUACCUGCAGAGCCAGCACAUCAUCCAUAGAGAUGUCAAGCCAGACAAUAUCCUAUUGGAUGAACAAGGUCACGCUCACCUGACAGACUUCAACAUAGCAACAAUAAUAAAAGACGGAGAGAGAGCCACGGCCUUAGCUGGAACCAAGCCCUACAUGGCCCCAGAGAUCUUCCAGUCUUUUGUGAGUGGAGGUACGGGCUACGCCUUUGAAGUAGACUGGUGGUCACUAGGGGUGACGAUCUUCGAAGUGCUGCGCGGAUGGAGGCCGUAUGACAUCCACGCCAGUAACUCGGUGGAAUCGCUGAUUCAGCUCUUCAGUACUGUCAGUGUCCAGUACAGCCCAGCCUGGCCCAAGGAUCUGGUUUCACUACUGAGGAAGCUACUGACAGUGAACCCAGAGCAUCGUUUCUCCAGCCUGUCUGACAUGCAGACCGCUCCCUACCUCGCUGACGUCAACUGGGACGCUGUGUAUGAGAAGAAAAUGGAGGCUGGAUUUGUUCCCAAUAAAGGUCGCCUACACUGCGACCCCACCUUCGAGCUGGAGGAGAUGAUCCUGGAGUCGCGUCCUCUUCACAAGAAGAAAAAGAGGCUGGCAAAGAACCGAUCACGAGACAACAGCAAGGAUUCACAGUCUGAGAACGACUAUCUACAGGAGUGCCUUGAAGUGGUGCAGCAAGAGUUCAUGAUCUUCAACCGAGAGAAGUUGAAAAAGCGUCAGGAGGAGGGUCAGUCAGAGGCCGGGAAUUAUGACGCUAGCGGCGACGGGGACGGAGAGGCAGAAAGCGGAGCCGCCGAUGAGGACGUGAACGAGCCAGAACCAGGACCGGAAGCUGAUCCCGAGCAGGCGCCCGAGUCUGCCUCCAAACUGAGCAUGUGCGGCUCAGUGUGUUCCUCCCCCGGCAGCUGCUAGCCCCACAUCGCCUCACAGUGACGAUGGCAGCUCUCUCUGGCGGCUGCGGUGUUUGUGCCAUGCCAAUAGAUACCUUCUCACCUCUCUCUCAUGUCGUAGCCUACAGCGGAGGAAACGGACAGCGUGGCAACUUGACGCACAGCAGCAGCUCCCAAAACGGUUCCCAUCAUUUACGCCCCCCGCCCCCCCAUAGCAUCUUUUUGGUAAGGCAUGAAUGAAGCGGAAUCCCAGAGAGUCCCUGCCUAUUGUACCUACCGCCCUAGAGUAAGCUCCAACUUCUAUGCAAUGUUACAGUAUAGCAUGACAAAUAAUAAGGUAUCACUUACUAGGAGGUGUCGUUCCAUAAGCAGAAAGCCACGCGAGCAUGAUGACAUCCCGAGCAAUAGCAGUCUGCGGCUUUUUGAAUGAAGUUAGUGGUUUUGGUGGAGGUGCCUCCCUUUAUUAUCCCUGUUCCAGAUCCGAUGGGGGACGACUGAAUUAUUCAGCACACAAAGGCACUCGGUUUAUUUUAUUGCCUGUGUCUUCAGUUCACUCUUCCCCCACUUUCAUGUGAUGUGUGCCCUAAUUUGGAACAUUUUUUUCCUCCUGGAGCGCCUUCCUCUUGUUGCAACACCUUCCUGUGAUACAUUUCCAGUAAGUGUUGAUGGCUUUCUGCAGUCAGCAAAGACAGUGUGACUGGUUUCAUGUUGUAAACCUGUUUAAAGUUGUGCCUGUCGAUGAUAAUCGGUAUUUGUUAAUCACACCGUAGCCAUGGAUGCAUUUUAGGGCAGAUUUUCCUCUUUUAAGUCUUAACCAGCUAGCUGUUUUUUCUUUUUUCCCCUUCAGGCCUUUUUAGGACGAUAAGGUACUGAAGUUAAAAUCAGUCCAGCAAUCAGAAUGAAAGGUUGUGCUUGUCACUGUGUCCAAAACGCUUAUGAAGAUAUAGUAUUUUAGCCCUGCACCAAGCUCUGACCCAAAGAGGGUUCUGAAACUCAGCUCAUUGCCAACAAUGGCAUCCUUUACAAAUCUUUAAGAAAGCUCAGUUUGCUUUACUAGACUUCAUCAUCUUGUUAAGUGCUUGGUUUAGGAUAAAGAUCAUCUCCCUGUAGAGGUUGGUUUGGGGUAGCUGUGCCCUGUCGGAACGUCAAACCGCAUUGAUGAGCUACUCUUUGAUUGUCGUAGUGAGAGUGGUACAUUUUAGGGUGGCGCCGUUAAUCUCAGUCUGAGAAUAUGUAGCAAAAGACCACCUUAAAAACCCGAAGGCCUAACAAAUUGAAAAACCGUGUAAAUAGCAUACAGUGUAGGUAAUUAAACUCACCACAGUUUUAUGUGGGACUGCUAACUCGACGUGUAAACUUAAGGAAGAGCUGUGUGAAGCUUCACACCACUUCAUCCCGCUCUUCUUUCCAAGUGUGCAGGCACAACUUGUAGGCAAUAUAUGCCAAAGCUUUUCUACCAUUUGCAACCAUUUCUAAGGAACUUUGAGUGUGUGAAUGUAUGUCUCUUUAUCCCUCUGAUAACAUAAAGUCAGUUAUUUCUGCAAGUGAAGACACCGUAAUUUAUACAAUCAUAAUGUGAUGAUGUGCAAACUGUCUAUUUCAGGUAAUGCAUCUUGGGAAAUACACCUGUUUGCUGUCUUGAUGCAGCAUUUCCACCAGUAGAGCUGUUUACCCCGGCAGCUUUGACUAACCUUUGGGGGUUGGAGCCACAAUUUAAUGUUGCACUCAGUUAAUUUUGUGCCAUCGCCUGCUGUAAUGUUAAUUGUGAGGUGCAGACAGAACAGUGUUGGCUUAAGUGCAUCUCUGCACUCCUAAUGGAUGAUGAGGAUGAAACCAGAGAGUUUUGCCACUCUGCUCGGUCAACGAAUGGUCUAGUCUCCACAGUGUAAUUAGUGGACAUGAGUGAAAUAUCACACGAGCAGGUAAAACAGUAUUAGCUACAAUAUUUGCUUCACUCUUUCUUUACUUUCGCCUAAACAGCUAACAGAAACAGUUAGUUAAUGCCCAGCUGUUAACCAACUUGGUGAUUGAAGCUUUCGUAUUAAAAAAAAUGAUGUUCUUGUGCCCAACAGGGGGAUUAAUUUAGGCCCAGUGGCUUUCCGAGGAAGAUCAAUACUCAUGUCUUUGUUUUAAAUAAAGAGCUAGAGUAAGGUAGUGAUUAGCCUAGCUUAACAUAAAGAGUAGCCACAGGGCAAAACACCUUACCAAAACCUGUAAAAGCUUAUAAGUUACCAUUUGUCUUGUGUGAUUAAUUCUUAUAUAAAUAUUAAUGUAGUGUUAAUGUGCUCUGCUGGUUAAACAGCUAGAUGUAGUGAAUGAGUGGUCCUUAAAGGAUGGAUAAAACGUUCAACAUAUAGCUACACCACUAACUGGGCUGCUGAACCACCAAUGGUUUGAUUUAGUUUCCAGUUUGAAACAUCACAUGCAGAUCGUAAGAGAGCCAGAUGGAUCUGUACAGCAGGCUGUGGAGGGAUUUCAGGCGAUGGUCAUCUGACAGGCAAGAGUUGUGAUUUUGCUGGCAGGGCUGCUCCAGCUUUGUAACGUCUUUCUGUUUUUAAAGCUACAAAUAAGAACUUGAUGAAUUCUGUGUUAAUGUUCUUUCAGUGUUAUAAUGUGAGAGUUGCCUAGUAACAGAUUGUUCUAACAUAAUUAUGAAAAAAAGCCAAACUCUGAUACAUUUUAUUCAAGUAAUGUCACUUGAUAGUAAAGUGUUACCAGUUGACAUGUUUCAAAUGGAAACUUAAAUAUGAAUCUAAGAUGAAAUCCAAAGCACACAGAGCUCUGUAUAUUCUACUGUAAUAAUACAUUAGCUCAUUAGUUCAGGUAUGGGCUGCUUCACAAUUUGACAGAUCGAUGUGUUAGCCUAGCACAGAGGGUAUAUUUUUACUAGGAGCGCAGUCGUGAAACUACAGUUUCGCACAUGCAGGGUUGAAAAAUAUUUACAGUGUUCACAGUAACUCUGAUAUGAUGUGAACAUUGCAUUAACCUCUAUCAAAAGAGACAAAAGACGGUAUCAAAUUUGGCUUAUGACAUGUUUGCUCUUAGCUAGCUUGCUAACAUUAGACGCUAGGAUACGGAGACUUGUAAUUACAGCUUUUUCACACCAGCCAUUUUAAUAUGAAAUACCAGGUAAACAUGUUCUACAAAUGCCAUUAAUGAAGGUUCUGUUAUUUAAACUUUGAAAAGCUUUAAUUAAUGUGAUAAGUUGACCUAUGUUUAUUUAGCAUUUUAUGUCAAAAUGGCUGCUGUGUGGUCACCAUAGCUAAUUUUAAGCUAACGUAAUAGCUGAUACUUUCAAAACGCAGGCUGACUGCUUGUUAAAGUUUUUUUUGUUUUUUUUAAAUAAAAUGGAUCUAUUAUUAAGUGCUUGUUGAAUUUUUAAAUCUCCAAUAAAACUCAGACAAGUAGGAAGUUGAUAAAAUGAUGUAACUUCCACUGUUAAGCUAGGCUAACGGUUUCCCAGCUCUAGCUGUGCAGUUGACGCUCAAACCUGAAUGACAGAUGCUUUGUGACCUUGUUCCCAAAGGGAAAGCAAAUAGGUGUAUUUCCCAAAAGUAAGCUGUUUCUUAAAACACUACAUUAUGAUUAGAUUAAGAAGCUUUCUUAAAGAGACAUGAAAUGUUAUCUUCCAAGUCUGCCAAAACGUGUGAGAAAUUGAAUAGUCUUGAGCCCUGUGCUUUUAUUUUGCAUGUACCUUUACAGUAUAAGCCUGUUUUUUGCCAAAGCCUGGAGCUUGAGCCCUACCGGCUGAUUUGUGCAUGCACAAGCUUUUGGUAAUAGCAUACCUCGACGCUCACCUGAUUAUCGACACAGUCCAAAAUCAGAGUAUAACCGGCCUGCGUGACUGUUUCUGGACAGUGAGUUUUGUGAACUUUAAGCUGUACAAAUCGUAUAAUCCCAGUGUUACAUGGAUGGCAUGAUAUUUUAGAUGAUAUGCAGUACCUUUUUGACAUCCUGUAGGUUGUCUUAAUGCUUUGUUCCAAGUAUACAGGCUCGUACCCUCAUGGUGAGUGGAAUGAGGUCAGCAGCUGUGUGUCUGUUGUGGAUUAAGUGUUGCAUUGUUGUCUCUGCAGCAGAAGAUGAAGAUUUGAAACUGGGGCAAGUUUUCACUUCACCUCAAUACAGAAAUUGCUGCAUUAAAAAAGGAAAAAAACAAAAUAAAACUGAUUGUCUCCAUUUGUGGUUAUUUCUCAGACUCUGUCGGCACAGCAUCAGACUCAUCGUAGGCCCGAGGAGCGUGUGGAAAAAUGUGUUAAUUAUGUAAAUGGAAAAUAUUUGAUUUCAACAGUUGAUUUAGGCGUAGCUUUUCUCAAAGCUACACCAAACUGAUCUAGACUUUCGUUCCUUGAUAUCAGUGAUCAUUCCUACUUGGAUCGUGCUUGCAAACCCUCCUGACAUAUUUCUUCAUGUAUUAAUGUUCUGUGUUUUAAAACGAGCCGUCGUGCUAUAGGGUUUGACCAGCAGCAGCAUGUCUCAACCAUUUUCUCACCAACUCUUUUGAGAUUCUGUAGGUGUCUUAACUCUGUGGAUACAGUUUGAAACUCAGUGCCCCAUCGAGAAAAGAAAUCGAGAAGAAAAAUGUGAUCCAUGCCACUCGUUUCCUCCCUUAUGAUCCUACUUUGCAUAAUGUUCUUGUGCUGCAGGAUUUUUACAGGGAAUCAGUGAAAGGCCUUGUUGCUGAAACGGAAACUGCUCCGUGUGUUCAGAAAACAUGCUGCUUCAAUCGCUUUGAUAACGAAAAUAAAUCUCCUUCCAGUAAUUUGGUGUGUGUGUGUGUGUCAUUUUUACCCAAAUGCAGCUUUAAUGGCAAAGUUUGUUUGCGGACAGUAGGGGGCAGUGAAGAGCAGGGGCAUGUACUGGGUGAACAGAGGCAUCCCUAGUGAACUGAUCUCUAAAUAGCAGUGUACAGUGAAGAGGAAUCCAGGACUGGCUAGAAUAGAGACGAGGCUGUCACAGGAUUUGUAACUAUACAUAAUGCAGAGGCUUGGCUUUGUUCAAAACAAUUCCUCUUUUUUUUCUUGUACGAUACAAACUUCAUAUGGAAAAAUAAAGAAUCAAUGGACACACAGUUUUGAGUUUUUUCUUUAAAAAGAAAAUUCAAAGUCCACCCUAUAUGGAUGUCUGCUUGGCUCAGGACUGGCUUCUCUCCCCUGGAUCUUCAAGGAUGUCCACAGCCGUCUUUCCCACAUUGUCCAUCAGGUGGCGCCACUUUGGGGCCUCAAUGGCAUCCAGAAGAGCAGCCAGCUCAACCUCCA
Messenger RNA from Oreochromis niloticus (Nile tilapia), 6435 nucleotides. RefSeq names its product serine/threonine kinase 32C (gene stk32c). The coding region runs from base 30 to 1202 and encodes 390 amino acids. The record is from RefSeq and is a predicted model, not a curated record. Gene Ontology annotation, biological process: G protein-coupled receptor signaling pathway; regulation of signal transduction; protein phosphorylation. Lineage: Eukaryota; Metazoa; Chordata; Actinopteri; Cichliformes; Cichlidae. The transcript has 10 exons. Gene Ontology annotation, molecular function: G protein-coupled receptor kinase activity; G protein-coupled receptor binding; ATP binding.